Molecule: messenger RNA, 1821 nt
Organism: Penaeus vannamei (Pacific white shrimp)
Lineage: Eukaryota; Metazoa; Arthropoda; Malacostraca; Decapoda; Penaeidae
Product: facilitated trehalose transporter Tret1-2 homolog
Biological process (GO): transmembrane transport
Cellular component (GO): membrane
Molecular function (GO): transmembrane transporter activity
Source: RefSeq, a predicted model, not a curated record
GGCACGAGUUAGUCCUUUGAGUCCUCUGUUGUGGUGACAACUGUGAUCUGCAAGAGCGUGGGGCUGUAGGCCUAUAAUAUAAGAGGAAAAUUCAUCUAUUCUCGCUCAGUUCACGGUGAAGAUAACCUGAUAACUGCGUAGUACCAGGAUGGGCAAAUAUAACCUACAAAUGCGGUCGUCUAAUUCCACGGAAGAACCCGUUCUAACAGCAACGGUGAAGAGUAUUGAGAACGAUGCCGUUGCGGGCCAAGACACGUGCAAAAACGAACCGAACGGCCAUUGUCACGCAUCCAAUCUACAGAUGGCGUCGCUCGCAGGACUUACAACAGAGAAGGACGUUGAUGUACUCAGGUCCAGCGACGGAGGCCAGAAUGCGAAAAGUGGACAGGAAGAAGACCAAAAACAAGAGGAGACACGCCCCAGAAUUAUUAGUCAGGUGGCGGCGACGUUGGUGAUGGCAUUCAUCCACGUGGGAGUCGGCGCUGUCUACGGGUACUCGGGGGUAACGCUGCCCGAACUCACUGACCCCGACACGCAGGACCUGUUCCUCGGCCCGUAUGAGGUGUCGUUACUCGCCAGCCUUUCGGAUCUCGGCGGAGCGUUCGGAUCCGUCGUCGGGGGGGUGCUGCUGAUGAGACUCGGCCAGCGAACGACCGCCCUCCUCGGCCUGCCCAUCAGCGCCGCCUGCUGGCUCGCCAUGGCCUUCGCACACUCCCCGACGCUCCUGCUCUCGAUGUGGUUCGUCGUGGGCUUCGUCACGGGGUUCCUGUCGCCUGCCGCGAGUAUGUACGUCUUGGAAGUCUCCCAUAAGAACAUACGCGGCCUCCUGUUCGGCAUCGUCACGACCGCCCGUCGAUUCGGGAUUAUUUUCGUGUUCGGGAUCGGGGGUUUGAGGGUCGGGUGGCGCGCCAUCGGCUUCGCGAGUUCGGCCCUGGUUGCCGUUCCUCUGGUCGGUUUGCUCUUCAUGCCGAGCUCCCCGCGAUGGCUGGUCACGCGCGGACGCUUAGAGGAGGCCAAGGACUCGCUCUCGUUCUUCAGAGGGAAGUCCUACGACGUUUCCUCCGAACUGGCUUCCAUCGUCGAGCAAGUGGAGCGCAGUCAGAGGCGCAAAAGUGGCUUCAAAGACCAGCUGCGCAUGAUGAUGGAACCUUCCACCAGAAGGGCCCUGGCGCUGAUGGGAUUCCUAUCGCUCUUAUCGCCUUUUAGCGGCAUCGUGGUUGUUAUAGGCUACGCAGUUCCGAUUUUACAGAUAACUAAGGCGGAUAUAGACGCGUACAUGAGUGCUCUCUUGACCGCCGUGGUGUUCGCCGCCGGAACUGUGAUCCAUAUCUGCAUCGUCGACCGUGUGGGCCGAAAACCCCUUCUGGUUGUGUCAUUCCUCUUUUCUACCCUCUGCAUGGCAACAUUAGGUGGGUACUUCUAUGCCCAGACCACGGAAAUAGACGUCAGUGCCUACGGCUGGGCCCCCGUCGCCUCCAUGGUCGCCUUCCUCUUCUCCAUGGGCGUCGGGCAGCCAGUCAUCAACAUCCUACAGGGAGAACUGCUUCCGACGUCGGUGCGAGCCACGGGCAUCUCGGUCAUCCUGAUAUUCAUGUACCUGGGCAGUUUCGCGUCGGCGUUCACAUACCCCAUGAUCACCUCCGCUAUGCGUGCAUUCUGGAUUUACAGCGGAGUAUGCAUUACCAUAGUGAUCGUUGGCGCCGUCUGCUUGCCCGAAACACGAGGUCGCGCCCUCGAGGAGAUCACGAAAGCCGCGCCCGCUGACAACGUCGGAGAGUGAUUUGAUUGCAAGAAUUGGAACUAUUAAAAUUGCGGAAACUA